AUGGAAAUACACGCACUAGAGAGCUUGGUGGACAGUGGAUGGAUGCUUCCGGAAAGCUGGCGCUAUAGGGCGACCAAGCGCGGGAAAGCGCGCGCACGUAUACAUCGUAAAGCGCGGGAAUGUAUUGUUGUUUCUACAGCGGCUUCAGACUGUGAGGAUGGACCUGUCUUACCUGAAAUCAUAGUAGAUGAUGAGGGGUAUGCAAAACUUCCUCUUCGUGAUGGUAUUGGCCUCAAGGGCCAACACGAAUUGAUUAGAAGUAUCUUUCAUACUUCAUACAAAGUCUGCACAGGUGGCUCUAGACCUGUACCUUGGGGCGUGAUAACUGCCAGCCCGUCCAAUUAUUUGGAACCUGGUUCAGUUCCCACAGGAUUUGUGGUCAAAGACCCUUCUCAUAUGAAGACAGAGGAGGUAAAUCGUCUAUGGAUGCAUUGGGAACGACGUUCUGCUACAAAUCAGAAGCUAGUUGUCUUUAUUAAGGCCAAGGAUGCUGAUAUUCGGGUCACUGGGAAGUCCAAGACGAAAGUAGUGAGCACCCUAGACUUAGAUGAAGAAGAUCAAGGCCAGCCGGCUCCAUUUGCCUCUCAUUUCACAGAACGUACAACACAGCCGGCCGCUCAUGAGACAACACCAGAUGAUGUUGCCAUCAAUGACCGAUACACAUUUUUAGAAACCCUUAGCAAGAAUGAAAACUACUUGGAGCUUGUGGACGCCACUAGGGACCUGGCAAUAUUAGCCAAACAGAAUCCAAUUUCAGAGCGACACCAAGAUUUGCCUACCUGGGCUGACUGGUCUUGGAGCGAAAAUUAUCUUUCCGAGGACAUUCACACCUCAUAUGCGACAUUGAUGGCCAGCUUAAACAAGCUACAGACCUGUCCAAUCUCAGGGCCAUCAUCGGCAAUGCCAGUAAUACUAGGAAUUGGGCUCCUCUAUAGGGAGUCUAAGCGUGUGAUAGAGUAUGAGGAAGACGAGGCUGAUCCCAAUACCCCUUUCUACCUACCUCAUUCUGCUAUUGAUCUACAGUUCUUGGUCGCUCUGGAUGAGGCUGUCCGGGAAGUCUUAUUCUCAGUUGUUGGUCAGAUUGAGAGGCUGAACAAAGAGGGACUCAGUGACGAGGUUGAGGAUGAGGAGAUGAGGAUGGUGGUAGAGAAGGAAAGGCAUGAGGUUGAGGAGAAGGAUGUUGAGUCAGAGGAGAAUGUAGUUGGGGGAGAAGAACAGCAGGAGCAGGAGGUUGAAGAGGUGGUGCAGAAAGGGAGGAAGAGAAAAAUUAACCAUGCUUCAUCAAACUCUCGCACUGCCUGGUGA
Suillus plorans is the source of this 1305-nucleotide messenger RNA. RefSeq lists its product as uncharacterized. The transcript has 5 exons. Lineage: Eukaryota; Fungi; Basidiomycota; Agaricomycetes; Boletales; Suillaceae. The record is from RefSeq and is a predicted model, not a curated record. Bases 1 to 1305 code for a protein of 434 amino acids.